CUGUUCUUGCCCUUGCACCACGACUUGACUAGUUUGUUUACCCGGAAUCUGUUGUUAUCUGCCACCGAUUACCACAAACAGAAGUUCUAAGAUGGAUCCUCGCUGGAAUUUAAUUGACUUUGAAGCCACAGACCCACCCCCAUGGAUGAAGGAAAGUGGUGCUAGUCAAGAUCGUGCUCCGCCAGUCCGUGACAUGAUUAAGAAUAUCAGAGCCUUUCAACAACAGUGGCAAGAGCUGACAGAACAGGAACAGCAGAAAAGAAAAAUGGUGUUUGUUCCCAUUUUUAUACAUCAUAUAUGCGUUGAGGAAGACCUAGGUCUUCAGACAAAAUCAGAAACAAUUUCUGUUUUUCACAGUAUGCAAAAUGAUUUAAGGAAAUUUAAAAAGAAACCAGAUGAAGAAAAUAUAGAGGAACGCAAGGUUUCUAAAUCAAAUUCUAUGAAUAAACAGGAGAUAGAAACAACCAAUUUGAUCAAAGCAUGGUUACAUUUGUGGCAGUGUCUGGAUCCUAAAUCACCAGGCAGUGAUUCACUGGAUGGACUGAUUGACAUUGACGUCUGUAUCACUAAAACACAUAAGAUUAUAAUGAAUGAUUUAGUGAACAAGGCAAACAAGACUCCAGCUGGAUGCUUUAGCACUGAGACACGGUACACCACAUACAAAGGGGAAGAACACCACUAUCCUAAAUUUGAGACUCCUGAGGAUGCAUGGAAGGCAGUACAAAUUAUUUGUGACCGGUACAAUGCUUUAAUAGAUCGAAUACAACAGUUGGACGAUUCUUGUGACAAGAUGUAUAAAAUGUUUAAGUGUGCUGCAUGGCUGUUGUUUAAUCUAGUGUCUCUGCAUCCAUUUAGUGAUGGUAAUGGCCGCCUGUGUCGUCUGCUCUGCAGUUAUGCAUUAGGUGUUGCUACACCCUUUCCGAGUCCUGUAUACAACGUGUACAGCCCAUCGGAGAAAAGCGAUUACAUAGACGGUAUUGUCAGUGCACGGAAAAGAAAUCCGCAGUAUCCCAAGGAACUGACAACAUUGAUAAUAGAGUCAAAUUGGUUUGCAUGGAAGGCUAUUUUGUCUUCUGACUGUAAAGAUGCUGACCAUGAGGAUGAACCACUUGCUAAACGUACGGCAUGUGAAGAUGAGCCAAUACCUGCAGGUAUUGAAUGCGAACAAGAUUCCCUAUAAGAACAAGUAUAUAUGGACACUGAUUCAAAUAACCUCUCAAGACUGUGAUCUUUCUGGUUGCACUCGAUGGUUGAGAAGUUGCUACAAACUGCAGUGCAGAGUUGUGUAUCUGUGUCGAGCCAGAAUCCGGUGAUGGAUUGUUCGGUUUUCAGAUUUGUUUUCUGUUUGUGACCCUGGGCCUUUGAGCUCAAUAAUGCGCUUCAUAUUGAGUAAAUUUUGCUGUAGGAGUUAUGGCAGCGUACUAGUCUGAAAAAAAAUGUAACCCACGCUGUCAUUUUUUGCUGUUUGUGAUGCUGUUUUCAGAUUAAAUUAUUUGUGGCCAUAAUAAGAAGGUUAAACGAUAUUAGCUUAACCUGACUUGACAGAGUUUUAUAGUCAGUUUGACUUUUAUUAUUACCUGAAACUUAUUGCUGAAGGGUAGUGUUUCAGGAUUGUGGUGUAGUGUAAUAUACUUGUUACAAUAUAAUUGCAAAGACAUUUAUAUUCGAAGUUGAUCAAUUGAAAAUGUAUGUAAUGUUUUAAACUCUAAAUAUCCUGGUUAUACAACCUUUAUCGAUACGUAAUGAGUUGUUAUGAAAUGUGAUUAUAUGUUAUUGCCACAGACUAUUCUGAUAUUAUAUAUUAUAUUAGCGCCUUAGGUUAUUGUGAUAUCAUAUUAUUGCCUUAGGUUAUUAUGAUUCUAUACGAUUGCCUUUGGCUAUUGUGAUAUCAUAUUAAUACCUUAGACUAUUGUGAUUCUAUAUUGUUGCCUUUCGUUAUUGUGAUUCUAUAUUAUUGCCUUUAGCAGUGGUGUUUCUGUAUUAUUGCUAUAGGUUAUUAAGAUUA
This is a messenger RNA of Haliotis rubra (blacklip abalone), 2005 nucleotides long. RefSeq lists its product as uncharacterized. NCBI's taxonomy places the organism in Eukaryota, Metazoa, Mollusca, Gastropoda, Lepetellida, Haliotidae. The coding region runs from base 92 to 1180 and encodes 362 amino acids. The transcript has 3 exons. The record is from RefSeq and is a predicted model, not a curated record.